Molecule: messenger RNA, 791 nt
Organism: Dicrocoelium dendriticum
Lineage: Eukaryota; Metazoa; Platyhelminthes; Trematoda; Plagiorchiida; Dicrocoeliidae
Source: the annotation of a GenBank genome assembly
GCACUGAGUCACCGGCAGAGUUUGUUUACGCCGCUUUCGUAUGCGCUUUUGCAACCCGCAGCAUUGAUUAGUCAAAUUUAAAAUUUUCUUCCUUCGACUUCCAAGCGGAAAGUGUUAUUCGGUGUGGAUUCCAGAGGUUAGCGACUAGCUGGUAAAUGCUCUACCUGAACACGAGAUGAAAGUAAGUGACUUAACUGAACAAGAGGUCUCGAGCAUCAUCGGAGGCUUUCGAUAUUUUGAUCAAAAGAAUACCGGAUUUAUUGCAAGAAGCCAAUUUGGAACUGCACUACGAUGGCUAAAAUUGAUCCCUUCAGAAGCACAAAUCGAAGCAUUGUUAAAAGUUGUGGAUCCGAACAAUAGCGGGAAGGUCUCUAUGGAAAUGUUUUUGGCCGCCGCAGCAGAAUUGUGGUAUGGUUCUCAACUAAAACUAGAGACUGAGGCUUGGAAUGCCUUUUUAAUGUUUGACCUAGCACUCACCGGCUCUCUGCAUAAAGAUGUACUCAUGGACAUUCUUACUCAAAGAGGAUCAGAACCGAUUCCUGUGAAGGAAGCUGAACAACUACUAAAGAGAUUCGUAGAUUCAAGACAACGAGUGGAAUACAGCAUGCUUAUUAAGGAAUUGUUGCGAUGAGGCGAGUAUAAGAUGCAAGUGUACAGAACUGCUGAGGUGUGUAUAUCCACUUUGGUGGAUGAAGAGUGGAGAAGCAAGACAAACUUGCAAAUACCGGGUGUAUGUAAAGAUAACACAUACACCAUUAAAGCGUUUGCAGAAUAAAUUUUGACUGUUCUCA